GAGCCCGAUAGAACGUAGGUCAGGAAAUGCGUUACAAAAUGGCGCCCAACGUGGGACCAACGCGAGGAUGAUGUACCGGUCGGCCACCUUUGAACGGGUUUUUCUAUUGUUGACGCGUUAGAGGACAUGCUGGGCUAGGUAAACGAGUCGGGUGCGCGGUAAGCCGGCUGUUGCUAAGCGAUCGGAGAUCGAGACAACAAAUAGCCGGCUAGCCGAAACGACGGGUUAGGUCACGGAAUAGAAGCGAAAUGACAACAGCUGAUCGUUGUUGAUUAUAGGUCGGAAAGUGACAGGUCAACAACCUGACAGCUCGGGGAACAAUAGUCGAAGCUCGCCGGGGAUUUAAAGAGAGAAUUUCGGUUUUUCGGGUCAUUGAACCGCCGCGGAGGAUGAUGCCGGAUUUCGCGAACGAGUCGGCCCUAAUUUCGUGGGCAGCCGCUCUAGAGGAGCCGGACAUCCGCCGAGAAUUACAGGCGGCCAACGUCAACGCGGAAGGGAGUGAGCCCACCGCCCGAUUGCGUUUGUUGCGGUACGCGAUGCGUAGCCACUUCGGGAUCCAGGAUCUGUGGGGCCCCGACGAUGAGGUGCGGGGCGGAGCAGAAGAUCCCGCCGAUGGAGAGCCGGCCGCCACAGGACUCCCUGAGGUGAGGCAGUCGGUAGACGAGCCCGCCAGGGAGGAGGCAAGGGAAAUGAGACGGUCUCUAUUGAAAACGCCAUCGGAGCGGGGGGCGAGGGAGGAACUCUCGACACGUAGCGUUUACGUGCUCCCUGAAGGGCCUCUCGCUACGCGGGCCGCGGGCCCCGGAGGAAGAUACGUGCUGUUGGACCUCUCGGGAGAGGCGGCACCUCCGCUAAGCGAGGGGAUGAUGCGGUCGGAUCCGGCGAUAACCAGGUGGGGUAGCGGCCGGAUUCAAGCCGAGACGCAACCGCGUAGACGAUCGGAAGAAGAGCGACGACACUCGGGAGAGAGCCGCGA
Molecule: messenger RNA, 976 nt
Organism: Cephus cinctus (wheat stem sawfly)
Lineage: Eukaryota; Metazoa; Arthropoda; Insecta; Hymenoptera; Cephidae
Product: translation initiation factor IF-2
Source: RefSeq, a predicted model, not a curated record